GCAAGCGCAUGCGCCAUCUUUGAGCGCUGUGUGCCGGUGAAGGGGCGUGUCUUGUGAGUGAGCGGCGUGCUGAAGAAGGAAGUGAUUGUGUAGUCAGAGCAGCCACGAUGGUAAAGAAUAAGACCAAAUCAUCAGAGAAAAAGGAGAAAAAGAAGACUGUUUCAGAAAGCAGUAUGGAAGUACCAAAGGCUAAAAAGAAGAAAUUGAAUCCCAAGGUUUCAGAAGACCCAGAUUCUUUAAUAUCUAAGCCAGAGGCACGUGCAGUACAUGGCAACAACAUGGAGGAAGGUCAGAACAAUUUGGACAUAGAGGACCUUACUCCAGAGGAGCGCAGGGUUCUGGAAAGAAAGCUCAAAAAGGAGCGCAAGAAGGAGGAAAAAAAGCUUAAGAAGGAGAAAGAAGGUCUUGCUGAGGAAAAAAAAGAAGAGCCAUCUAAGCCUUCUGCUGCAGAUCUUGCAUUGCAGUACUUGAAAAGUUGGUCCAAAAAACAUGAAUGGAAGUUUCAAAAAACAAGGCAAACGUGGCUCCUCAUGAACAUGUAUGACCAAGAGAAGGUUCCUGACAAGUACUUUCAGAUUAUGUUGGACUACUUGGGUGGUCUGAAAGGCAGUGCACGUGAAACCACCAUACAGAAAGCUGAGGCUUAUAUGAAGGAGUGUGAUAGCGAUGAGACACAGGAAGAGGCCAACUCACAUAGGAGAGAAAGGAUUCGAGAAGUCCUACAGUUUUUGUCAUAGUGCUUUGGAAAUUCUACACGCCCUUCAGAUUGUAGAAUAUCAUGUUUUAUUUGUACCAAAACCAUUCCUAUGCAAAUUUAACUAUCUGUGAUUUGAUAUAGAAGUUUCUCUUGAAGCUGACAUUUAAAAUUCUUCCUUUAUUAUUAUGUCCUGAUGUUUAUCUGAUACGCCAUUUAGAGAUGUCUGUGUUCUACUUUCCCAGUAGAUGUAUCUAGUCUCCUUUUUGAAGCUCUAUAUGAUUAAAGCUAACCAUGUCAGUGC
Messenger RNA from Rana temporaria (common frog), 998 nucleotides. It is a transcript of the gene CHLSN, whose product is annotated as chromosome 6 C7orf50 homolog. Lineage: Eukaryota; Metazoa; Chordata; Amphibia; Anura; Ranidae. The coding region runs from base 108 to 737 and encodes 209 amino acids. The record is from RefSeq and is a predicted model, not a curated record. The transcript is spliced from 7 exons.